AUGAUGCCGAGUAUAACCGAGCUGGGUGAGAUAGAUAAAACCAAUUUCUGUGCUAUCCACAACUACACAAGAGCCCAACGAACUGAUACACCAAUUCUACGAUUUGAUGCUCCUGUAAUAUUCACUAAUGUGGAGUUACUGAAGGAUUGCAUACAAGAGCUACUAGGGACCACUGAAAAGAAAAGGCCCGAAAGUAUGGCUUUGGAACCGAGCUGGAAAGCGCUCAUAUUGGACUGCAGUGCAUGGACGUAUACGGAUGCAAUGGGGAUCGAGGCCAUAAAGGAGGUGAACGAUGAACUGCGCUCCAAACAAGUGUUUCUGAUUCUAGCCAACAUGAAAAGUUCCAUUCGGCGGCAGUAUGCGCUUGCAGGACUCUUCAAGUCAUUCCACGAGAACCAGUUCUGCCCGACCAUCGCCGAUGCUCUUUCAAUAGCUGCUGAUGUACGGACAAAAGCACCGGCGUUCACUGUUGCAGACAAAAAUGACCUGGCAGUUGUUAAGUAG
Messenger RNA from Cooperia oncophora, 504 nucleotides. The record is from the annotation of a GenBank genome assembly. NCBI's taxonomy places the organism in Eukaryota, Metazoa, Nematoda, Chromadorea, Rhabditida, Trichostrongylidae.